AUGGAUAAAAUUGACCAUCGUAUGAGCACGUUGGAAUCUCCCACAAAUAUUCCUUCUCUCCCCCUUGAUUUCUCUGCCUGGAAUUUAACUUGGGUCAUGAAAGACUCUUCCCCGUUCUUCCCUCACAGCGGACAACAUGUGUUUGACUGCAAUUUUGAAUUGCCUUGUGAGCUGGAAUAUUCUCCUCCACUGAAGGACAAAGAAAACCACAACAGGACCUGGCACAGAGUGAGUGCAGAGGAGCUAAACUUUUUGGAUGGACCAAAGAGAGAUCACUCUGAGGAUUCACCUAGAGGUUCAUUCCUGUUCCUCAAUACAUCAGAAAGCAUGAGCCCCAUCAUCUUGAGCCCCUGGCUGAGGAGCAGUAGUGAGCAAUGCACUAUGCAGGUGUCUGUGUACAGGCAUCUCCAACAAAGCGGGGACUAUAUUGCUCGGCUUCUCCCUGCUGACGAAAGUAGCAGUGAAAUCCUGUUGGCCCCAAGUCAAGAGAAACAUGGAGAAUGUGGUGCUGUAUCUGAGAGCUCUUGUACUUCCUCCAUGCUGAGAUCACUGCUGAAAGAUGGCUUUGUUGAUCCGUGUUCCACUUUGGAAAAGCCAUCAAUGGUACAGAGGGUCCAUCCAUCUGUUAGAGAAUGGAAUUCUAAAAUAAUCUGUAACAGAGUGGAAGAAGCAUAA
This is a messenger RNA of Trachemys scripta elegans, 675 nucleotides long. Its product is annotated as ALK tyrosine kinase receptor-like. Gene Ontology annotation, cellular component: membrane. The transcript is spliced from 5 exons. Lineage: Eukaryota; Metazoa; Chordata; Testudines; Emydidae. The coding region runs from base 1 to 675 and encodes 224 amino acids. The record is from RefSeq and is a predicted model, not a curated record.